CGGAGCUGCAGGCUGCCCGGAGCCGACGGCGCGGCUGCCUGAAAGCACAGGCGCCGUGGCCAGAGGACAGAAGUGAGGCGGCGGCUACGCCCCGCAUCAUGGAGGGCAGCGCAGCCCCAGCCGCAGUCCGGGUGGACACCGACCUGCGCCGCCGCCCGCGCCCCGUCCGCCAGCUCCCGCUGCUGCUCUCCGGGCGCCGUCCUCUCCUAACCUCGAAGCCAACAUGAAGGAGACCCGGGGCGACGGGAGCGCCCCUUUCUGCACACGCCUCAACCACUCGUACCCGGGCAUGUGGGCGCCCGAGCGCUCGGCCGCUGCGCGGGGCAACCUCACGCGUCCCCGCGACCCCGGAGACGACUGCGGCUCGGUGUCCGUAGCCUUCCCGAUCACCAUGCUCAUCACCGGCUUCGUGGGCAACGCGCUGGCCAUGCUGCUCGUGUCGCGGAGCUACCGGCGCCGGGAGAGCAAGCGCAAGAAGUCGUUCCUGCUGUGCAUCGGCUGGCUGGCGCUCACAGACCUGGUCGGGCAGCUGCUCACCAGCCCGGUGGUCAUCGUCGUGUACCUGUCCAAGCAGCGCUGGGAGCAGCUCGACCCGUCGGGGAGGCUGUGCACCUUCUUCGGUCUGACCAUGACUGUCUUUGGGCUCUCCUCGCUCUUCAUCGCCAGCGCCAUGGCCGUCGAGAGGGCGCUGGCCAUCCGGGCGCCGCACUGGUACGCGAGCCACAUGAAGACGCGCGCCACCCGCGCCGUGCUGCUGGGCGUGUGGCUCGCGGUGCUAGCCUUCGCGCUGUUGCCGGUGCUGGGCGUGGGCCAGUACACUAUCCAGUGGCCCGGGACAUGGUGCUUCAUUAGCACCGGGGGUGGGGGCAACGGGACCAGCUCUUCGCACAACUGGGGCAACCUCUUCUUCGCCUCCACCUUUGCCUUCCUGGGGCUCUCGGCGCUGGCCGUCACCUUCGCCUGCAACCUGGCCACCAUCAAGGCCCUGGUGUCCCGCUGCCGGGCCAAGGCCACGGCGUCGCAGUCCGGGGCCCAGUGGGGUCGGAUCACCACCGAGACGGCCAUCCAGCUCAUGGGGAUCAUGUGUGUGCUCUCUGUCUGCUGGUCGCCCUUGCUGAUAAUGAUGUUGAAAAUGAUCUUCAAUCAGACAUCAGUUGAGCACUGCAAGACACACACUGAAAAGCUGAAAGAAUGCAACUUCUUCUUAAUAGCGGUUCGCCUGGCAUCACUGAACCAGAUCUUGGAUCCCUGGGUUUAUCUGCUGCUAAGAAAGAUCCUUCUUCGAAAGUUUUGCCAGAUCAGGCACCACACAAACAACUAUGCAUCCAGCUCCACCUCCUUACCCAACCAGUGCUCCUCAACCCUGAUGUGGAGUGACCAGUUGGAAAGGAGGAAUAUUUUGGAGAUUAAAAAUCAACCUUGCUGCCAAGAUCACGUCGCUGGAAGUUUCUCAACUUUCUUUCUUUUAAGGAAAGAAAAUAUCACAGAAAAACCACACCUCCCAACCAAUUCUUUUUCACUUUCUCCCCUAUGCCCACCCCUAACUGUAAUCCCAUCCAGAAGUUGGCAUGCCCUAUUCCCAUGCAUGUUUUUUUCAGUUUUACUGUAUGUAUAUGCAUCCAUUAAAUUUAUAUCCUGUUUUGUGAGUUUAUAAUAUUUACAUAUAUGUUUUCAGAUUAUAUGUAUGAUUUGCUACUUGGUUUUCUUCACUCAAAAUUGUAUUUCAUAAAAUUUAUCCAUAUUGAACAUGAAGCUCUAAAUCAUUAAUUUUAACUGCUGUAGAGUGUUCCAUAGUUUGAAGAAAAGCAUUAUUUGUCAGUUCCCUGAUAAGAAAAAAAUUAGUCUUUCAUUAUAAUAGGCAGCUCUCUUAAAAAAAAAAAGGAAAGAAAAAAUUACCAGUGAACAUGUUAGCUUGUGCACAUCAUCAUGAGUUUUGGAAGUGCUAGGUCAAAGGGCAUAAGCAUCUUCUUAUGUUCACAUGUAUAAGAACUUCUUCCACGUGUAUCUAAACUGAAAUUUGUGAUGUUUUAACUUCUUACAUCCUUGUAGGUGUGAAAUGGUAUCUCAUUGUUUAUUUUACAUUUUCCUGAUUAAAACGUAAGGUAGAGAAUCUUUCUUAUAUAUAAUUUGGUUUUCUUCUGAGACUUGCCUGUUUAUGAAAUUUCUUCCGGGUUAUAUGUCAAUUUCUUAUUGAUUUGCAAGGGUCUUCUGGAUAAUAACCCUUUUUUGGUAUUUAUUAAAUACAGUGGAUUUUCUUAACAUCUACUGUAAAUCUUCUCUCUCUCUCAUUUUUUUCUAUUUCUAUCUCUACCUCUACCACUGUCUCUAUUUCAGCAACCCUUUCUCUCUCUACAGCCCAGACUUUGUCCAUGAAAACAUUUUGGGAAACAGGCAGCAUACUAAUCUUUUCAUUUUCCCAAAUCUUUCUCCAAAACCAUGACCACCACUUAAAUUUCUUUCUGGAACAUCCUUUCUUUCUGAAGCAUUGACACUCAGUAACCAGAUAUUAAGAAUAGAAGAAUUCUACCUUUACAGACAACCUGUUUGUCAGUUAGAAUCAUAUUCUGUAUAUUAGUUUAAGUUCAACCGGUGCUUUUCCUUUUUCCUGAAUGUCUCUUGUUACCCUUUUCCUUAUUCUGGACCUUUUCUAUUCCAUGUAUUUACUAGAAUUUUGAAAGUCUGGUGAGUGCAGUAAGCAAAAUAUUACUUGUGUGGUUGGUGUGAAUAUGGAUAAUAAGAAAAAGAAAUUCAAAUUCCUUUAUAAACAUAAACCAUGCAUUGUUAUGAGAAUUUGGUAGUAUGGCAAAAUAAAAGUUGAGGUGAUAAUGUC
Messenger RNA from Suricata suricatta (meerkat), 2830 nucleotides. It is a transcript of the gene PTGER3, whose product is annotated as prostaglandin E receptor 3. The record is from RefSeq and is a predicted model, not a curated record. The transcript has 4 exons. Gene Ontology annotation, cellular component: plasma membrane. Gene Ontology annotation, molecular function: prostaglandin E receptor activity. Gene Ontology annotation, biological process: positive regulation of cytosolic calcium ion concentration; intestine smooth muscle contraction; phospholipase C-activating G protein-coupled receptor signaling pathway. NCBI's taxonomy places the organism in Eukaryota, Metazoa, Chordata, Mammalia, Carnivora, Herpestidae. The coding region runs from base 224 to 1654 and encodes 476 amino acids.